Molecule: messenger RNA, 978 nt
Organism: Vollenhovia emeryi
Lineage: Eukaryota; Metazoa; Arthropoda; Insecta; Hymenoptera; Formicidae
Gene: Coq7
Product: ubiquinone biosynthesis protein COQ7 homolog
Exons: 3
Coding region: 128-709 (193 amino acids)
Biological process (GO): regulation of reactive oxygen species metabolic process; determination of adult lifespan; ubiquinone biosynthetic process
Cellular component (GO): nucleus; mitochondrial inner membrane
Molecular function (GO): 3-demethoxyubiquinol 3-hydroxylase activity
Source: RefSeq, a predicted model, not a curated record
CAGUUACAGAUGGAGAGAAAGUAACGAAGUUAAGUUAGAGUUACCAAAAAAAAGUAACUAACUGUAAACUCGUUACCCUCGUUACUUCCCAACCCUGACGGAAUCUCACUAGAAACUUGCAAAGAAAAUGUUGCGCGCCGGAGGACUGGGAGUACGACUGGCCAGCACGUCGGCAGCCACGAGCGCGUCCGGAAAGGUGCUAGACUCGAUAAUAAGAGUCGACCAUGCCGGUGAACUGGGGGCUGACAGAAUAUACGCGGGACAAAUGGCCGUGCUGGGCAAAACGGCGGUCGGGCCGACCAUACAGCACAUGUGGGAUCAGGAGAAGCGACACCGCGCGAAAUUCGAGGAACUGAUUCGCAAGUACCGCGUCCGACCCACCGUCCUCAGCCCGCUGUGGAACGUGGCUGGGUUCGCUCUGGGCGCCGGCACCGCUCUCAUGGGCGAGAGAGCGGCGAUGGCGUGUACCGUGGCGGUGGAGACGGUGAUCGUCGAGCACUACAACGAUCAGCUGCGCCUACUGAUGGAGCACGGCGACAGCGUGGACAAAGAGAUACUCGAGACUAUCAAGAAGUUCCGCGACGAGGAGCAGGAGCAUCACGACACCGGCAUAGAUCACGGCGCCGAGCAGGCGCCGUUCUACCAAGCUCUGACGAGCGUCAUCAAAUGCGGCUGCAAGACAGCUAUCUCCAUCUCCAAAGUGAUAUGAACGCGUUUCCAAGACUCUUCGAGAUGUUUAUACAUACACGAUGUUAUGCUACACAAUCGUUGCUUGUACAUAUAGUAUUUAUUGUGUAUAUAAUAAUAAAUUAGAUUUCACUUUUUCUACGUGGCGAAUCAGUCUAACAGUACACGGGAUAUCUCGAGAACAACCUCCAAUGACUGAUCUGUUUGACGAAUGUAAUUGAACUGUCUUUGUAAUAUUUCCAUGGGAAUUUUAUUUUUGUGAGCUUAUCUAAUAAAAGUAAUUAAAAGGUU